Molecule: messenger RNA, 1026 nt
Organism: Austrofundulus limnaeus
Lineage: Eukaryota; Metazoa; Chordata; Actinopteri; Cyprinodontiformes; Rivulidae
Source: RefSeq, a predicted model, not a curated record
AAUUAGCAGUUUAUCACAAGGAGAAUGACAAUGCUGAUAUCCCCCGCUUCACACCAAAAUCUGACUGGGCGCCGGCCUUAAGCCAAUUACCGCCCCAAGUCACAACUCUUAUUAAUAAUGAUCUUAAAUACAUGAGAGAGAAGUUUAAAAUUCAUAAUAACAAAUCUAAUCUUAGCAGAGACGAAAACAAAGCCCUAGAGGAACUAAUGAAAAAUAGAAACAUUAUUAUUAAACCAGCAGACAAAGGAAGUGCAGUUAUUAUUAUGGAUAAGGAGCAAUAUUUAUAUGAAGGCUAUAGGCAACUUAAUGAUACCAAUUAUUACUUAAAAUUAACCAAACCUCUAUACAUAGAAACCGUGCCCAUGGUUAAAAAAAUAGUAUAUAAUUUAUACCAUAAAAAGUUUAUUAAUGCUAAACAACGUAAUUAUUUAAUAGGAUCUUCUGAACCCAGGGCAAGAUUAUUUUAUUUACUACCCAAAAUACAUAAAAAACCAGAUAAAUGGUCCAUACCGUUCAAAGUACCACCAGGACGACCUAUAGUAGCAGAUUGUGGUAGUGAAACUUAUUAUACGGCUGAAUAUAUUGAUUAUUAUUUGAACCCAUUAUCUAAUAAACAUAAAAGCUAUAUUAAGGACACAUAUGACUUUAUUGAUAAAAUUAAAAAACUGCACUUACCUGAUAACGCUAUACUCUUCACUAUGGAUGUCACAAGCCUCUAUACUAAUAUUUUGUCCAAAGAGGGGAUGGAAGCUGUAAAGAACAUCUUCAAAAAAUAUCCUGAUAAAUCCAGACCUGAAAAAGAACUCCUCGAACUCCUGGAAAUAAAUUUAAGCAGAAAUGAUUUUGAAUUUAACGGUGACUACUUCCUUCAAAUUAAAGGCACAGCAAUGGGCAAAAAAUUUGCACCUGCCUAUGCUGACAUUUUCAUGGCUGAGUGGGAGGAAUCAGCAUUGUCAAAAUGUGAAAAGAAGCCCCUUCACUACUUUCGGUACCUUGACGAUAUCUGGGGUGUGUGGAACCACUCAG